AUGGCGGGCCUUCAGAACCGGCGGCAGAAACUGGACCCCUCGGCUGGGGUGUUUAAACGACCCCUUAUUGACUCCGAUGACAUCAUCAUUGACAUACUGUCAAGGCUUCCAGUCAAAUCUUUACUCCGAUUUCGGUGUGUAUGCAAGUCAUGGCAUACUUUGAUCUCCGAUUCUCAUCUUGUUAGGAAGCACCUCCGUCGCGCAGUCAGAGGGGUCAAUGCUAAUAGCAGUAAGCUCCUUAUUUCAAGCAGUCCUCUGUAUUCCAUAGACUACGAAGCACUGGAGGAUGUCAAUAGUUUUGUUGCAAUCAAAGAGCUUCAUUUACCAGUACCGUUAGUGCUUGACCGAAUGAGCAUUGUGGGUUCUUGCAACGGCUUGAUAUGUCUGCACGAAAACAAAGGCGACUUUUUCUUAUGGAACCCGUGUACUAGAGAUACCCUGAAGUUACCAGGAGUUACUUAUUUUCCUUCUAGUCCAAUGUUUUAUGGAUUCGGUUAUGAUUCCACCAUAGAAGAUUACAAGGUUAUAGUGGGUGGCACAUCUAGUAGUGAAAGUGGUUUGCUUACAACCACAAUCGCGCUCUUUACUCUCAAAUCGGGUUCGUGGAGGACUUUCCAAGGCCUUAACUAUGUUAAAUUGAAUGGGCAGGGGUGUUUGUUAAACGAAGCUCUGCAUUGGGUAGAAUUUGAAUGGAGGUGGGAGGGGUAUUUCAAUGUACUUAGUUCAAGAAUCAUCUCUUUUGAUUUAGCAGGGGAGAAAUUUCAGGAAAUGGUGCCAUUAUCAUCCUAUCUUAGUGACCAAAAAUAUAUAUCCAUCCGUAUUGGGACGACUACAAAUUGUCUCUUUGUAUAUAUGUUCAAUCACAGCAAUUUCAGUGAUAUUGCAAUUACAAUAUGGGUUAUGAAGGAAUAUGGGGUCAAAGAAUCUUGGACUAAAAUCAUAGACAUUCCUUCGGAGCUUUUCCGUCCACUUCAAGGAGUAUUUUUUCUGAAUCUUAUAUGUAUUUUAGAGAGCGGUGAAGUUUGCAUGAGUUAUUCAAGUGGCCUGGUAUCAUAUAAUCCGAAGGAAAAUACAUUUAGGAGUGUUCUUAGCUCGCCUGUUAUUUUGUUGCCUGAAGCAAUUAUGUACGUAGAGACUUUGGUUUCGCCAGUAGAUGAAAGUUGUGCAGACAUCUGA
Molecule: messenger RNA, 1176 nt
Organism: Prunus armeniaca (apricot)
Lineage: Eukaryota; Viridiplantae; Streptophyta; Magnoliopsida; Rosales; Rosaceae
Source: the annotation of a GenBank genome assembly